Messenger RNA from Aphanomyces invadans, 1288 nucleotides. Its product is annotated as ATP phosphoribosyltransferase. NCBI's taxonomy places the organism in Eukaryota, Oomycota, Saprolegniomycetes, Saprolegniales, Verrucalvaceae. Gene Ontology annotation, cellular component: cytoplasm. Gene Ontology annotation, molecular function: ATP phosphoribosyltransferase activity; magnesium ion binding. The record is from RefSeq and is a predicted model, not a curated record. Bases 24 to 905 code for a protein of 293 amino acids. The transcript is spliced from 4 exons. Gene Ontology annotation, biological process: L-histidine biosynthetic process.
UCCGGAAUUUGCCGCCAGUAGAUAUGGCCGACAUGUCCUCUACCGAGAACAACCUUCUCUUCGCAGUGCCAAAGAAGGGACGCCUGCAUGACCAGGUCGUCAAGUUCCUCAACGGUGCUGGCCUCGAUUACACUCGGCCUCACCGUUUGGAUAUUGCGCACUGCUCGUCGCUUCCAGUGACUGUUGUGUUCUUGCCCGCAUCGGACAUUGCUGCAUACGUCGGCGAGGGUAAUGUGGAUCUCGGCAUCACCGGACAAGACAUCAUUGCGGAGAGUCAAACCACUGUCAAUGAACUCAUGAACCUGGGAUUUGGCAAGUGCUCACUGUCCGUGCAAGCGCCCAUCACGAGCGCCAUCAAGGAUCCUGCGCUACUUGCGGGAAAGCGCAUUGUCACAUCAUUCCCCAAUGUAGCACGUGAAUACUUCAAGCAAUUUGAAGUUCCCGGCAAGCCCACUCAUAUCAAGUACGUGGGGGGGUCCGUUGAGGCUGCCUGUGGACUGGGUUUGGCCGACGGGAUUGUCGAUCUCGUCGAAACAGGAACGACGAUGAAGGCUGCGGGGCUUGAGAUCGUGAGCAACAUCAUGAAGACGGAAGCCGUGCUGAUUUCGAACCCCAACACGAAGCACCGAAAGCUCGUGAACAAGAUUCAUCAGCGACUCCUCGGAUUUCUCUUUGCCCAGAAGUACCGCAUGAUUUCGUACAACAUUGCGCGGGAAAAGCUCCAAAAAGCAAUUACGAUUACUCCUGGUCGCAAAGCGCCGACGAUCAAUCCGCUCCUGAACGAGGACUUUUGUGCAGUGUCGGCAAUGGUCCCUCGCAACGACGUCGCCGAUAUCAUGGACGACCUCCACGAGCUCGGUGCGACCGAUAUCUUCGUCCUCGACAUCGAGAACUGUCGGGCAUAGAGAUUUGAGUGAUAAAGAUGUAAUGAACGUGCCAUUACACUAUGGAGAUCCCGUAAGGCUGGGUCCGAUGCAUGGCAUUACGCAUGAAUACGCGAGUUUGGAGCACCAUCGACGAAACUUGCGCAUAGAGGAAAGCAUGUGCAGGGGGAAGCAAUUUCAUUUGUGCCACAGUCGCAGCCACCCUGCUGCCAGUUUGUUGGUUUGCUCGACUGUUUGCGUCAUUUCUUCGAUAUUGUCGCUCAGCUGACGCAGGGACUCGUUAAAGACUUUGAUGGACCUAGUACUCGCUUCGUAUUCCUUGAUCUCUGCGACCAUCUUCCUCUUUGUAGCAGUGGUGGGCGACGUCGGCGGCGGCACUUCAGUGUCGUUCAUGUCGCUUCCUG